This is a messenger RNA of Aedes albopictus (Asian tiger mosquito), 1787 nucleotides long. RefSeq names its product cytochrome P450 4C1-like. The transcript has 4 exons. NCBI's taxonomy places the organism in Eukaryota, Metazoa, Arthropoda, Insecta, Diptera, Culicidae. The record is from RefSeq and is a predicted model, not a curated record. Gene Ontology annotation, molecular function: monooxygenase activity; heme binding; oxidoreductase activity, acting on paired donors, with incorporation or reduction of molecular oxygen. Bases 252 to 1784 code for a protein of 510 amino acids.
AGCCACUCAAUACGUGACAAUGCUUCGAAGCAUAUAAUACAGAAAAUGUUAUCAAAACAGCAAUUAAAGCUGCUUCAACAAGCUGGUGGUCCCGCGUGUUAAUUGAAACUCAUUCGUGCGUGGAAAAUAAGCUAGACUGCAUCGUACCGCGAAGCGCCUCCCAUUAGGCCCCAAGCAAGUGCGCGAGUUGUUCCGCUGCCGUCCUCACCCUUUACAUAAUUGGCUGGUUUGAUUAUUCUACAGCACACACAAUGCUGGCCUUUGCGUGCUUGAUACUUUCAAUCGUAACGAUUCUAGCGGUUCGAUGGUGGAAGUUGAAAGUGAAAUUUGCUCGCUUUCUUCCCCGAGCCCAGCCGUACUAUCCCGUGAUAGGGAAUUUGCAGAUAGCCCUGCCAUUUGGAAAAAGUGCGGAAGAACUUCUGGAAUUGCUACACAACUACUUUCGGCAACAUGACAGGAUGUUCGCCAUCCAUAUUGGUCCCAAGGUUGCCAUUGGACUAUCCCAUCCGGAAUUGGUGCAACAGGUUCUGAACCAUCCCGACUGCCAGGAGAAAUCGAACGUGUACGAACUUUUGCGAUUACCGAAUGGACUGCUGUCGUCAAAGUACAAAGUUUGGAAGCUGCAUCGGAAAACCCUGAACUCGACGUUCAAUAUCAGAAUUCUGAACAGCUUCCUGCCAAUUUUCAACGAUAGCACUAGCAAACUAAUCAAACUGCUGGACCAACAAGCGGAUACCGGAAAAUCGUUCGAUAUUCUGGUCCCUUUCACCCAUUGCACUCUUGGCAUGGUGUGCGAAACAUCUUUUGGCAAAAAGGUUUUGGAAAGGGAAGGAAAGCAGCAUUUCUUCGACAGUUUGGAAGUAUUGUUGACAUCGCUGGGAAAGCGUGUGGUUAAUGUGCUUCUUCAUAGUGAAAUAAUUUACCGGCUGACGCCCAUGUAUCGCAACGAAAUUAAAUGUAGAGCAGCUUGCCGUCGUUUCACCGAUAAGGUUAUCGAAGAAAAAAGAGCUGAGAUUAAAACAUUGUUCACCGGUAACUCGAAGAACCCUACUGAUGAAGCUCUGUCGGACGAUGAAGGGGAAGCUUACAAACGACCACAAAUUUUCAUUGAUCAACUGCUGAAAAUGCCACUUAUGAUGAAGUCUGCUUAUAAUUUUAGUGAUCAGGAGAUCUCGGACCAGGUUUUUACCAUGAUCAUAGCGGGCAACGAAACAUCGGCCACUCAGAUGGCGCACACCUGCUUGCUGUUGGCCAUGAACCCUGCUGUUCAGGAGAAGGCAUACCAAGAAGUUCAGCAGACUAUUCCAACCAAAGAUACAUACAUCGACGCAGAAAUUCUCCGGAAGCUCGUCUACAUCGAGGCAGUGUUAAAAGAAUCUAUGCGACUGCUGCCUGUGGGAUCUCUAAUUUCCCGCAAAAACUUGCAAGAAAUUGUUCUCGAUGGCCACAAAAUUCCUAAAAACACCCCGCUGCUAAUGAAACCGUACUCCCUUCACCGACGUUCAGAUAUUUGGGGUUCCGACGCGGAACAGUUCAUUCCGGAACGUUUUCUCAGAGAAGAUGCUAAACAACGGCACCCGUACGCUUUUAUUCCAUUCAGUGGAGGUCCCCGAGGUUGCAUCGGGGUUCGGUAUGCCAUGAUGAGCCUGAAGAUUAUGUUGGCGUUGAUAUUGAUGAAUUUCAAAAUCAGUACUCAACUCAGGUACCGGGAACUGAAGAUUCAUUAUCAACUCUCGCUGAACCUGGCCGGUCCCCAUGCAGUUAGUUUGGAAAGACGCAGAUGAAAA